This is a messenger RNA of Aspergillus wentii DTO 134E9, 1965 nucleotides long. Its product is annotated as nucleoporin NDC1. The transcript has 3 exons. The coding region runs from base 1 to 1965 and encodes 654 amino acids. Gene Ontology annotation, cellular component: spindle pole body; nuclear pore transmembrane ring. Gene Ontology annotation, biological process: spindle pole body localization; nuclear pore organization. The record is from RefSeq and is a predicted model, not a curated record. Lineage: Eukaryota; Fungi; Ascomycota; Eurotiomycetes; Eurotiales; Aspergillaceae. Gene Ontology annotation, molecular function: spindle pole body-nuclear membrane anchor activity.
AUGGCUGCCGCCCAGCCUCGACCAUACAGGCGCAUUUUAACGUCGGCGUUGCAUCGUAGAUUUGUUCAUGCAUCUGCUCUUGCUCUUCUUGUCUGCUACAUCACCGCAAUUUUAAUUGGGGAUAAAUCAUCUUUCCUGUGGUCAUGGUUCCCAAUUGGAGGGUGCGGUAUCCGUACAGUCCUUCUCUCCCUCUCUUCCCUUGUUAUCUUCGUCCUGCGCGUCGGUCAGAUGCACAUCGGCUCGAGAACGACCAGCUCUUCGCUUGGUAGCUUCAAACUCAUGGUCCCGCUGGAUGUGCUUCAAACUUUCGGAUGGUACUUGUUCUCUGCGUGGUGGUUUAGUGAGAUCUACAAAUGGUCGUCUUCUUCGAGCGCUCAGCUGGAAUGGGUGAAACGGGGCCGACCCCAUGAGCGUGCCAGUCUUAACGAGAGGCCGAUGUACCUCUACACUUAUCAUAUGGUUCUGGCGGUUGCGCAGUCAGUCGCCCACUUGUACUACGAUCAUGACCGCAUUCCUAUUCCCGUCGCAAAGCGGGUCCCUGGUUCUGCAGACCAGAGGACACACCCGAUCGAGCCUGUUUCGAAAAGACUACAACUUGCACUUCCCGAAUCUAUCAAAUCUGGUGUUACCAGAAGUACAAUGGUCGCUACUUUCUGCCCCCUGAUUUACAUGCUUUUCCUGAGACGCCCAGCGUGGAGCUUCACCCUGUACUUCGCCAAACUGUUUUGGAACUUUCCCCGGUCUGCCGCCGAUCCACCAGGAUGGUUCCCAGUUGGUCCGGGAUUGCUCAUCCGGUCUGCCAUAUCCGGCGCAUUGCUCGUUGUCUGCUGGCAAACAUCCAACCUUUUCUUUUCCGCAUUUAUUAGCAAGGAGCCUCUUAAAAGAGGUCAGCCAUUGACAGCAGAGGCGAAAGAUCCUAACGGCAGCUUGUUGAACGGCUUGAAAGCGAAAAAGGAAGCAGUUAUUACCUACGCAUUUUGGGAGCUGUGCUUCAUCAGUCAACAAUUUCCUGAUCGACGAAAGGCAAUCUUCAACGACAUUGACCGCGACGGUGGCCCGGCCUGGUCGCAGAUUCUGGAGUCUGCCACAGGACUGAUCAAAGGAAUUACCACCCGGAUCGAAGAGGCGAAGAAUCCUGCGUCGGGAUCACAGCCUGCGCCGCAACCUGAACAACCCCAACCUGUCCUUCACACUUUGCCACGCUUGACGGACCCACCCAAGGAUGAAAACGUCUUUGCUGCUUCUCCCAAGGCGACUUCGCGACAAGACAAGUUUGGGGAGGCCUUUAGCACGACAGCCAAGUCAUAUGGACAGUCUGCAGAUUGGACACCAGUUGCCCGCGCAAGAGCUCGCGAUGUUUUCGACCGUGCUUCCUCCGCUGUUUUGAGCCCGGAGCGCAAGCAGAGACUUAUCGAUUCAUCCCAAGAACUCAAAAUGCUCACGGGAUCGUCAACCAAGAAGCCCGAGAACGUCCAUCCAUUCAUUGCGCAAUUUCUGCGAUCUCCAGUGGGUCAACCUUUUCGGCAGACUUACGCUAGACGAUUGUCUGGCAUUGUUCUUGGCACACCUCACGGCACAGUGAGCCCUAUUGUUGAUGCCAUUGAAUCACUGACGCGUCUCCUUGUGGCGAGUCUGGCUGAGGACCAAUAUGGUAAGGUCCAGGCUGAUGUACCAGGUGUUGUGCGCCUCUUUACGGAUACAAUCAUGACACUGGAGCCAUUUGUGCACGGCGGGUUGGAUGCACACUGGACCGAUGUCAACUUCCCGCCUACGAGCCAGCCGGCAGCACAAGCAGAGGCACGCCGGGUUCCAGACGUGGAGGUUGUGCUCGACACACUGAAGAUCUCCCUCAGCGACCUGUUAUCUGCAUUCAAAUUGUACCUGAGAGACAUUGGGCUGGUGGGCAAAGACCUCAGACUGGCAAAAGAAGCAGCCGGACUCUUGGAGGAUCAGGAGAUGUCAUGA